Molecule: messenger RNA, 582 nt
Organism: Ostertagia ostertagi
Lineage: Eukaryota; Metazoa; Nematoda; Chromadorea; Rhabditida; Trichostrongylidae
Source: the annotation of a GenBank genome assembly
AUGAAAGCCAUGGGUUUGAAUACUACCCACGAGCUACUCGAUUAUUACUGGAGGACACUGUUUGGACUUAUCGACAAGGCACGCCCUGGAACAAAAAAGAUCGUCUGGCAGGAAGUGCUCGAUUUGAACGUCAAUGUUUCGGAUGCCAUCGCUCAUGUCUGGAAGGGAAACACUGUGGAAGUGGUCAGAGAAGAAAUGGCAAACGUAACUGCGGCCGGGCACUACGCUAUUCUGUACCUCGACCUGAUCAAAUACGGAGUCGACUGGAAAACCUACUACGAUUGUGAUCCUACUGACUUCCCUGGUACCGACAAGCAGAAGGCACGCGUUUUGGGAGGCGAAGCUGCUCUAUGGGGAGAAUACGUGGACGGGACAAAUUUCAUGACUCGCAUGUGGCCCCGUGCGUCUGCCGUGGCUGAACGACUGUGGUCAGAUCCGGCACAGACGAAAUCACACGAUGAUGCAUGGCCACGUCUUCAUGAGUUCCGAUGCAGAAUGAUGAACCGAGGAUUUGCUGCCGCACCGCCAAACGCCCCUGAUUAUUGCCCGUUUGAGUGGGAUCCUAUUUAUAAGGAACUAUAA